CCAUGUUGAAACGUUUAGCUAAACUUAAACGGACAUGUCGUAAAGCAAGUGACCAGGCCGCAGUAUGUGUCACGUGAAGUGUAGGUAAUGCAUCAUGAGUAGCACAUGCUAGGCUAGUUUCAGAAGCUAGUUCCGCUAUGUGGAUAUGUCAGCCGUGUGGACGUACUUUAGGCUUCCGGGUGAGGGAAGCACAACAGCCGAGUGCAACCUGUGCAACGCGAGUGUUUCCAGGGGUGGAAGUACUAAAGCCAACUUCAACACUUCAAACUUGAUUAAACAUUUGCGUAAGCACCACGCACAGGAGUACGAAGAAUAUAUACAGACAACCAGUGCUAAAAAGAAAAGCGUGCCGCUUCAACAAUCGCUGCAAGAAACAUUACAGAGGCGCGAGAAGCUCGCUUCAGAGACCAGCAAGGCAAAGAUGAUCACAGAGAAAUUGACUGAAUUCAUUUUGCUAGAUGACCAACCAAUUUCUGUUGUGGAAAAUGUGGGGUUUAGACGCUUAAUAGAACACAUGGAGCCACUGUACGUACUGCCCUCUCGACAUUUCAUCUCUGAAACAGCGAUACCAAACAAGUACAAGCAAGCGUGCGACUCAGACUCAAAGUGCUUGGAAAGCGUUGCCAGUUAGUUUUACGACCGACAUCUGGACCUCGGACGUGUGUCCAAUGGCUUUACUUAGUCUGGCAGCCCAGUGGAUUGACUCAACUUUUACGUUGCAAAAAGCAGUGCUACAUGCUAAGAGCUUCCGUGGCUCACACACUGGAGAGGCCACCGCUGCAGCAACAGAGGAAAUGUUAAAAGCAUGGAACAUUGAGAAGAGUAAGGUUCAUGUCAUUUUACGAGAUAAUGCCAGUAACGUGGUCAAAGCAAUGGACCGUCUUGGAGUUGCUAGUUUGGGGUGCUUUGCACAUAACUUGCAACUUGUUGUAAACAAGGGACUGCUAGCGCAGCGUAGCGUAAGUGAUGCUGUGUCUGUCGGCAGAAAAAUCGUGGGUCACUUCAAGCACUCGCCACUUGCAUAUUCACGCUUAGAGGACAUUCAGGUGGAACUGAAUAUGCCGAGCAAGCGUCUUCAGCAAGAUGUACGUACAAGGUGGAACAGUACGUAUUACAUGAUCCAGAGCCUUCUAGCACAAAAACGGGUCUUGUGUGCAUAUGCUGCGGAGUACGACCUGCCAGCUACAUUAACUGCAAACCAGUGGGGGCUACUUGAAAAGACUGUAACGGCGCUAGCUCCUUUUGAGGAGCUGACUAUGGAGGUGAGCUCUGCAUCUGCAUCUGAUGUCAUCCUCAUUGUCUGUGUUCUUAAACGCGCUCUGCGUCGAGAAGACCCCGCCGACGAGGGGGCAAAGACCAUGAAGACCACCCUUUUUGAGGCUGUGGACAGACGUUUCAGUGCCGUGGAAUCUGAGCCAUUAUACUCUGUUGCAACGCUGCUAGAUCCAAGAUAUAAGGACAGGUUCUUCACCAGUGCGGAAACCUCAGGAUGUGGAAAAAGGCACUAAUAGGGCAGUUAAAGAUGGAAGCUUCAAGACCAGCACAGGAGACCUCAUCUGAGUCAGGAGCCUCAAAGCCUGCAAAGAAGACUCCAAGGGUGGAAGGUGGAGACUGCAGUGGAAUUUGGAGCAUUUUUGAUGAAAUUUUGGAGGAAAGCACAUCUGUUCCUGAUUCAGCUACCCCUAGCGCAUGCUUUGAAAUUCAGACCUACUUCAGUGAGCCGACUAUUCAGCGUUCAGACAGUCCACUGUUGUACUGGAAAGCCAACUAGUCCAGACUGCCCUUGCUAGCAACCACAGCAGCUAAAUAUCUCGGUGCAGAAUUCAGAAUUCUGAGAUUAAAGUCAGAAUUCUGAAUUUAAAGUCAGAAUUAAAAAAAAAAAUUAUGCAGUGGCCCUAAUACUCUUCCGUAGACCAGUGUGGAGAGUGAGAAGCUUUUCAGCACAGCCUCC
Messenger RNA from Monopterus albus (swamp eel), 1951 nucleotides. Its product is annotated as zinc finger BED domain-containing protein 4-like. The transcript is spliced from 2 exons. NCBI's taxonomy places the organism in Eukaryota, Metazoa, Chordata, Actinopteri, Synbranchiformes, Synbranchidae. The record is from RefSeq and is a predicted model, not a curated record. The coding region runs from base 669 to 1508 and encodes 279 amino acids.